AUGCAAGAAACUAAACAAGGAGAUGCCAGAAUCUACAUUGUCUCCACCAUUUUCUUCCUCUGCAUCUGCACGGGGGGCGCCUUCUUAUGCCUUUACAUGUUACAACCCAAGGCCGAAUCCGCAUCCUGGUAUCCUGUUGUUGGGAUAGUUCUCAUUGGCAUUCCCUGGAUCUUUUGGAUUACUACUUACCUAUAUAGGUGUUUUGAAGAUUGCGUUUGUGGAAGCAAUGGAGGGAAUCUCAGCAGGGAACUUAGCAGUUUAACCAAGAAACAGUCUUGCGCUGCUGAUGGACAUGUAGGCAAUUCGAUGGAUUCAUUGGAAAAUGAAGGGUCACCUCUGGGAUCGCCUGAUGGUGAUCAUCGUCAUGUUUGUUUCGGUAACAUUGUCGACAAACAUGGUGGUGAAAGUCCACGCAAAGGUGCACGACCUCUCUGAAACAGCACAGGAGGGUAAAGAGAAUGAAAAUCGUAUUUCAGCUGCACCUCGGAAAGGCGAACCACCACUAAUAGUGUUGGAUUCAUCUAAGGUUUCUUCUCUCUUUCUUUCUUUCCUUCUUCUUUUUUUUUUUCCAUAUAUUUGUAACAUUAAGGAUAUACUGAGAUCCCAAAUUCUUGUUCUUCCAUUCUGGUUGACAUGAUAUUGGUUUUCUGUGCCUUCAAUUACUUAUAAAUAAUAAGAAGCUAAACUGAACCAAAUAAUAUAUACUUAAAAUGAUCAUUUUUAUUAAUAGGAUAAACUUAACAUAAAUAAAUUUAACUUUAUUAUUAUAGACUGUUGAAUUGUUAAAGAGUGAUUUAUACAAUUAUAUUCUACUUAUUACAUUUGGAAUUUUGAAGAAUGGAGGAUCUUAGAUGCACAAAAUAUACCCAAAAAAAUAAAUAAGAAAGUAUGAUUUUAAUUUUCUAGAAAAUUUGCAUCUUAGAACUCAACUAAACUGAAAACACAACCAAAAAUUAUAAAAGCGUAUGAAAGCAUGUUCCCUUUGCAGUAAAAAGAUAAUAAGACAUUAAAAGAUUAUCCUAAGGCAAAUUUUGAACCUUGAUAAGAAAACAACCGUAUAGAAUUCUUGUAGCUUAUUUCUGCAAGUUCCUCUUUCCUAAUUUCCAGCAAAUUUGCAACA
Messenger RNA from Gossypium arboreum, 1120 nucleotides. RefSeq lists its product as uncharacterized. NCBI's taxonomy places the organism in Eukaryota, Viridiplantae, Streptophyta, Magnoliopsida, Malvales, Malvaceae. The record is from RefSeq and is a predicted model, not a curated record. Bases 1 to 435 code for a protein of 144 amino acids. The transcript has a single exon.